Messenger RNA from Humulus lupulus (European hop), 555 nucleotides. RefSeq names its product blue copper protein 1b-like. Lineage: Eukaryota; Viridiplantae; Streptophyta; Magnoliopsida; Rosales; Cannabaceae. The transcript is spliced from 2 exons. Gene Ontology annotation, molecular function: electron transfer activity. The record is from RefSeq and is a predicted model, not a curated record. Gene Ontology annotation, cellular component: plasma membrane. The coding region runs from base 1 to 555 and encodes 184 amino acids.
AUGGCAUCAUCAUCUUCUUACCAACUCAUCUUCAUUACUCUUGCUAUAAUUAUUAUAGCAAUUUUGGUUCCUUCAAUUUCAGCAGUUGAAUAUGUGGUUGGAGAUGAGACUGGUUGGACUACCAACUUUGAUUAUCAAGCUUGGGCUCUGGGGAAGGAGUUCCAUGUUGGUGACAAACUAGUAUUCAAGUACCCAGAAGGAGAUCACAAUGUGUUCAAAGUUGACGGUGCUGGUUUCAAGCAAUGUGCGCCACCAGCUAAUACGGCAGCCCUAACUAGCGGAAACGAUGUGAUUACAUUGACAACUCCCGGAAGAAAAUGGUACAUUUGCGGCGUUUCUCAGCACUGCCAAGUAGGAAAUCAAAAGCUUCUUAUUACUGUCCUUGGUGAUGAUCAGGUGGCAUCUCCAACUCCAACUCCAACUCCAACCUCUUCACCCUCUCCUACCCAAGAAGAUCAACCAUCCACAGCAAAUCUCAACUCUUUUUCAAGACUACUUGGCUUUGUGACUACUUUCCUCCUCAUAACUGGCCUUCUUGGAGUGUUCUUCGCUUGA